UGAGCAGGGUGACUCUGUAUGCAUGGAUAUCAUACGGUGAGUGCAAAUUGCUAUACGGAAAGUCGAAAACUAUCAUCUCCCCAUUUUUUUUAUUUUUUAACUAGUUUUCUCGAUUCUUAUAGUUAUCAGCCGAAAGAGAAUUUAACCAGUGAUCUCUCGAGCUCGGCUAUGGAACGAGCAGAAGAGGUUCAAAGAAAUCUCCCAAAAAAAUUCCCGAGUUUUGUGAAGCUUAUGUUAAGAUCACAUGUAACUCAAGGAUUUUGGUUGGGUCUUCCAAAUAAAUUUUGUCGUGAUUAUCUACCAAAGAACGAUGAGAAAAUAGUUUUGGUGGAUGCAAACGAGAAAGGAUACGAUACAAAAUACUUGGCGGGUAGAACGGGGCUAAGUGGUGGAUGGAGAGCUUUCUCCAUUGAACACAACUUGCUCGAGGGGGAUGUCGUCGUUUUUCAUCUGAUUGAGCCGUGCAAGUUUAAGCUAUACAUUGUGAGAGCUAGAAGAUUAACAGAAGUCGAUGGCGCUAUGAGCCUCGUAAAUCUAGACUCUCAUCCCGAGCCAAUCAAAGCAUUGAAAAUGGAAGAGCCAGAAGAAAAUGCAAAUAUUAUAGAGACGAAAACGAGAAAUAAAUAUCCGAACCCCCUCGUGCAAGAUAAUAAUAAUAAUCAGAAGAAGAAGAAAAAGACGAAAAAAAAUAUUCCUACUACUAGUGAUGAUGCAGAAAUAGCCGAUGGAAUCAAAUUCUCAGAAUCACGUCUCGAUUUUAAAUACGUGAAUUGCUUUCAAGAUUUCAGCAUUCAUUUGGAUGGCGGCCUAGUCAUCGAUUCUGAAGUUCCGAGGCAUCAGAAGAAAAAAUACUACGAUCUCUGCAGAAGUCAAAACACGUUUCUUCACGAAAACCUCGUGCGUGGCCUCAACACCAAGCUAGCGGCCGGGAUUAUUUCCGAGACGGUCAACAUAGCGGAUGCUAUAAGAGCUAGCACAACGCCACACGAGCAUUUGGAGAGUUGGGACAAGACGCUCAAAGCUUUCGAGGAUUUGGGUAUGUCGGUGGGCCCACUGCGCGCUAGGAUACGCGAGAUGAUGAGUCUUUAUCGCGAUUCUCGAGCCAGGAUCGAGUUGAUGAGGAAGGAGAGAGCUGAAGCUGAAGGAGUGAUGAAGGAACUCAGUCAGCGGCUUUCGAAUGUCAAGACUUGUGUUGACAAGUAUGAUGCUAUUAUUGAUGAUCUUAUUAAUGCGAGAAACGAGGGGCUCGGUUCUAAGUUUGAGGAAAUCGCUUGUGCUCCGUGGUGAAAAAAAUAUCACUCUUUGUGAUAGUUGUGAAACACUAAUUUCAGUUUUGUUACAUAAAUUGGAAUAUAAUGAAAAAACAUUGUGCCAAAAUCAAAAGCUGUCAGAUCGGAAUCAACGGAAUUUAGAUGAUUCCAAUUUUUUAGUCGCCUUAAACAUAAAACUUUUUAAUUUGAAAUUACUUGUGGCUGUAUCUCGGGGACAAUUGGCUUAUAACUCUUAGCACUUAUGUGGGCUGGCCAAUAAUGUCUUACGGAAAAGAAUAAAAAUAUAAUUCGUAACCCGACUUACACAAAUUUUGUCCAAAUUUCUGUCAAACUCUCAUUUCGAAAUAUACCUACCAAAUUAACAUAAAUGGAUAUUAUAAAAUCGACAGGCGAUCAAUAUAUUUGAACUUAUGUCGAGCGUAAAAUUUUAAGUAGGAUCGUCUUCAUCUAAUGAAAUGUUUAAUUAUGUUGUAUAAGUAUGAAUUAGUAAAGAAUUUUCUUUUUGUUUUUUUUUUUUUUUU
Erythranthe guttata (spotted monkey flower) is the source of this 1792-nucleotide messenger RNA. The record is from RefSeq and is a predicted model, not a curated record. Lineage: Eukaryota; Viridiplantae; Streptophyta; Magnoliopsida; Lamiales; Phrymaceae.